This is a messenger RNA of Leopardus geoffroyi (Geoffroy's cat), 820 nucleotides long. RefSeq names its product clarin 3 (gene CLRN3). NCBI's taxonomy places the organism in Eukaryota, Metazoa, Chordata, Mammalia, Carnivora, Felidae. The record is from RefSeq and is a predicted model, not a curated record. Bases 1 to 690 code for a protein of 229 amino acids. The transcript is spliced from 3 exons.
AUGCCUACGAAGAAGAAAACACUGAUGUUUUUAUCCAGCUUCUUUACAAGCUUCGGGUCAUUCAUCGUAGUCUGCUCCAUGCUCGGGACUCAAGAAUGGGUCAGCAGUCAAAUUGCCAUCAGUGACUCGUCUUCAAACGGUAGUCUUGUUAUCACCUAUGGACUUUUUCAAGGCAAGAGUCACCAAGAAUUCAGUCAUGGACUUGAGGAAUCACAAAAAGGCUUUGCAGUUCUAGAGAAGUUGAACAAUUCUUCCCGAAGAACGCUCCACUUGGUGGUCGUCCUGCUGCUGGUGCUCAGCCUGUGCACGUCGCUGCUGAGUUCCGGGUUCACCUUCUACAACAGCAUCAGCAACCCCUACCAGACGUUCCUGGGGCCCGUGGGCGUGUACACCUGGAGUGGCCUUGCUGCGUUGUUCGUUUUCCUGACCAUGAUACUGUUCGUGGCCAACACACAAUCCAAUCGUCUCUCGGAAGAGCUGGCCCAGACGCUGUACCCACUGUAUCCAACAACCACCUACAGAGGAACGACCCACAGCUACGGUUACUCGUUUUGGCUCACGCUCCUCGUCAUUCUUCUAAGUGUUGUCACCGUGGUCAUCAUCGUUUUCUACCAGAAGGCCAGGCACCAGCGGAAACAGGAGCAGAGAAAGCCAAUGGAAUACGCUCCCAGAGAUGGAAUUUUAUUCUGAACUCUAUGUUAUGUUGUCUCAUCAUUAUGUCUAGUCUGUUGUACGUCAGCCCCCGAGAGGUUACUGGCUAGCUUGUCUGGACAAUCCGCAUGGUUAAGGGCAGCCCUGGUUGGCUGUCAUUUUGUGAUAG